This is a messenger RNA of Anoplophora glabripennis (Asian longhorned beetle), 642 nucleotides long. RefSeq names its product larval cuticle protein A3A-like. The coding region runs from base 1 to 642 and encodes 213 amino acids. The transcript has 2 exons. Gene Ontology annotation, cellular component: extracellular matrix. The record is from RefSeq and is a predicted model, not a curated record. NCBI's taxonomy places the organism in Eukaryota, Metazoa, Arthropoda, Insecta, Coleoptera, Cerambycidae.
AUGGCAUUCAAAAUUGUAGUAUUCGCCGUCUUCGUAGCCGUUGCCCGUGCAGGAGUCAUCGGUGUAGCCGCACCCGCAUACUCCGCCGCCCCAGCCGUCUCCUACUCUAGCAUUUCCACCCCUCAUGCCGCCCCUGCUUUGUCCUACGCCGCUCCAUCCCUGUCCUAUGCCGCCCCAGCCUUCAAAGUCGCCGCCCCUGUUGCCUACGCCGCCCCCGUAGCCAAAGCCAUCAUUGCCGAGCCCUCCGCCCCAGCCAACUACGAAUUCGGAUACGCCGUCAACGACCCUCACACCGGCGACAGCAAGAGCCAGCAGGAAACCCGCCACGGAGACGUCGUCCAAGGCAGCUACUCUCUUAUCGAAGCUGACGGUUCCAAGAGGGUAGUUCACUACACCGUUGAUGCACACAGCGGUUUCAACGCUGUAGUUAGCAGGGAACCCGGUGCGGUCGCUGUCAAAGCUGUUGCCCCAGUCAUUGCCAAAGUAGCCGCCCCAGUCGCUUACGCCGCUCCGGUGGCUAAAUUCGCCGCCCCAGUCGCUUAUGGUGCUGCCCCUGUAGUGAAAUACGCCGCAGCCCCAGCAGUGUCAUACUCCAGCAUUUCUGCCCCUCUGGCCGCCGCCCCUGGAUACUACCAUCACUGA